Messenger RNA from Dromaius novaehollandiae (emu), 5984 nucleotides. RefSeq names its product SUN domain-containing protein 3-like. Gene Ontology annotation, cellular component: meiotic nuclear membrane microtubule tethering complex; nuclear envelope. Gene Ontology annotation, molecular function: protein-membrane adaptor activity. The coding region runs from base 185 to 1264 and encodes 359 amino acids. Lineage: Eukaryota; Metazoa; Chordata; Aves; Casuariiformes; Dromaiidae. The record is from RefSeq and is a predicted model, not a curated record. The transcript has 13 exons.
GGGAGUUCAACUUGGACCAGGCUGUAUUUUCUUUUCCUGGUCAGAAAACAGCAGCGGGGCUCAUCUUCCACACAGUGUUGUGCAGCAGCCCUUGAAGCCAAAAGCAGCUUUGCUUGUGUGGGAUGUUGAAGUUAAUGGAGAAAUCCAAAAACGGCAGGAAGAAAAAUCUCACAACAGCUCUGCAAUGGCGAGGAGACGGGCUCCCCAGCGGCGAUGGCGCCGCCCAGAGACGCCGGCAGCCUCUGCCGAGCGGGACUCCGAGGUGGUACUGGGGGCCCAGGUGACCGAGGUCGUCCUCAACGUCGCCAGUAAGGCGCCCACUAACAGCAGCCACCGCGCCAGGAACAACACUGGGAUCAUCUCCCGCAUCACUUGUUACCUGGCGAUGGCCAUUAUCUUCCUGCGGAGACUCAUCAGCACCUGUGUCUCCGCCAUGCAAAAGAUCUCCCUGAAUAAGAAAGGGUUCUGGAAAGUCUUCUUUGGCAUCCCUCUCACUCUUGCUGGUGUCUACUGUGUGCUGUCGCUGCCAGCGUGGGCAAAAGGAGUGCCACAGGAGCUGCUGGGAUGGCUGGUGCCAGACCUGGAGGCCAAACAGGACUGGAUGAGCCUGCUGGCAGAACAAGCCCAAAAGAUGCAACUGCUGAAGGAGGAGGUGUCCCGCCUGAGUGGGGAGAUCGGCAGUAUGAAGCAGGAACUUCACCAGAUGAGGGAGGCACUGCUUGAGGUGACUGCAGAAGGCCACGUGCAGCUGCCUGACUGGGCUCUGCAAACCACAGGUGCUGCAGUCGAUCUGCAGAGGACAUCCAGCAGCUAUGCGUGGGGAGAGAGUUGGCUCUGCAGGACCUUUUGGUUCCUGUGUACUCCCAACCCGCCAGAUACCAUUUUGCAGCCCGACGUGACUCCUGGAAAAUGCUGGGCUUUCCAAGGGUCUCAGGGGCAGGUGGUCAUUCGGCUGCCUGCACGGAUCUGGCCAACUGCUGUCACCAUGCAGCACGUCUCCAAAAGAGUUCCUCCACCUGGCAGCAGCACUAGCUCUCCCAAAGACAUUGCUGUCUCUGGCCUGGAUGAGGACGGAGAAGACGCUCUGCUUGGCACCUUCACGUACGACCCUGAGAAGGAGGCCAUUCAGGUCUUCCCCCUGAAGAACCAGCUUCACAAAGCCUUUCAAUAUAUAAAAAUUAAUAUACAGAGCAACUGGGGAAACACAGAAUACACGUGUCUUUACCGAGUACAGGUGCAUGGACAGAGAGCAAGCCAGAAGUAAUGCCGUUAGCCCGAAGACAUCAGGAAACCUUUUUAGUAAUUAAAAAGGAAAAAAAAGAAAAGAAAACAGAGGUGGCUGUUGUGUUUGGUGUAGUUUGAUGUCAUUUCCUAGAUGCUGUCAAAACCAGCACCUUUCUUGCUUUCAUACACUGAGCUGUUCCUCGGCCUUUCCACUUUCUCUCCACUGUACAGAUCUUUUCCUAAUAAAGCCAAAGCAGACAAUGCUCCUAGGGCCUUCCUUUCUCCUGCAUCCCUUGGUGCUUGACUAAGGCUCCCCCCAACUCCUCGCAGGAAGAAGCUGGAGCCUGGCAGAGUCUGGGGCUAAUGAUCCUCAAAGCACCCACCCCUUCCUUGCUGGCUGCACCGUGACCCUGCUUGUGACCUGCAGAAACCAUGGCAGGGGAAGGACACUGACGCUGCCAGGUCAGGCACUCCAAGGCACUUUCAAGCUAUGCAGGACUGAUUUAACGUGACAGUCCCUCUUUCUCCUUGGAGAGCAGAGGUAAUGGGAGAUGUCUGCCACUAUCUCCCGCUGCUUUUCUACAGCUCUUCGAAGAUGACUCUGAUGAUGACGCUUCACAUCCAACAAGGGAAGAGGAAGAAGGGACCCAUGAAUUGUAAGACGUUGACUAUGCUUCUCCACACCUUUGUGUCUUCCUCAUUUCAAGGUACUAACACAAUGCAGAUAUAAAACACUACCAGUUGAGAUGGAUUUGUGUGAAACUCUGCUUGUGUUAACUGCUUAGAAAGCAAGGUAUCAAGCAAAUGGCAUAGAUCUCUUUUUCAAAAAAGAAAAAAGAAAAAGACCCCCAAAUAAGACCUACAGCAAGAGGAAAUCUCACCUCUGGUGAAACAGCCUUGGAAAUCCUCCUAAAUGAGCUAAGCAUCUGGCACAGAGCCAAUGCUAAGACCUGAAUUCCCCGAGAAAGCUCACAGCAUUGGGAAGACUGGUGGCUACCCAGAAAACUGUCACGUCAGUAUUUCUGCUUGAAACUAAAACUGGAGAAACAAGAAAAGGUUAAAAAGAAAGCCAAGAGACUGGAUUCAACAGAAGCAACAAGGGGAAGGUAGUUCCUUGCUGAAACCGGGCAAAGAACACGGAAAUAUCAAGUGUGCCAAGUGCUGUCUCUGCCUUUCCAUGAAUCUUACAUGACAACAAACUAAUUGGAAGGGUCUUUCAGAAAACGCUGCAUAACAUUUCCCUGCUCUUCAGCCUGAUCGCUGUAAGCACAUUAUGUAAUUCCGCUACUGUGUUUCUCUCAGAAAAGACGACUUUCUUUUUUCUGAGCAAGUAGGGAAGUGAACAUACUGGGCAGAGUGGGCCAACUCAAGGUUGAAAGAAAUCGCUUGGAAAGAACCUGGCCUCUUCUGCCUCUUCUCCUAAAGCGGAGCCGGUAUCCUCACAGCUUUUCUAUUGGACAUCAAACCAGUCCCCUAGAAGUGCUGAGCCAAUGAGUUGACAAGGCCAAGAGAUAUGACAUCAUUCAGUGACCGGGGUGGGCUGGGAAAUCAACUGCCAGAGAAGUCUAGCUCUCAUGAGGCCCUGCACACUUUCCUUCCAUGACAGAGACCAAGCAAGUGAGAUGAAGCCACCGACUUUAAAAUCCUGACAGUGACCAGCAAAUCAGCACUGGUGAGCUCUCAGCACCUUGAAAACUGUAGGAGCAGACAGCAAGGGAUUGGACGAGAUAGAGUUAAGGAGCCAAAAGCCUUGGGAGGAAUAAAUAGCAGUAUGUAGAUAAGGUAGUAGCCGCACGGAAUGAGGAGGAGUGGUGAUGGGAACAUGACCUUCAGGAAAGUACCAUAGAUCACUGUGGAAAGUACCGACCCGGGCUACAGCAUAUAUAAAGGGCUUGCUUGCUUGAAUAAAGUGGAUUCUGAUCCAGCACAUCGGGGUCCGUGCAUCAAUCCACCACAGAAAACCACUCUCCGGUGAUUCUUGGCACUGACUUCAAAAGCAGCAGAACUUUGACUGAAGCAUAUGAAUCUCAGGGCUAGCUGCUGCACUGGACAGACGUCUACAGGCUGGACAUCCUCCUCCAUCAGAGGGACUGACACACCAGCCAGAAGGGCAUUUCCCCUCUCACAUUUCUCAGGUAUCUGCCACUGCAUGUUGACACGAUUCUUCCACGCAGGGACACCCAUCUGCACCACAGCUAAGGAUGCAGCUGAGCUUCUGCAGAGAGUUAACUGAAAAUCACCUCGGACUUCUUCAGCGAAAGAGAGCUGAGCAUGAGGUCACGAGGCCAGGGCAGUUUCCAUCCAAAAUGGUCAAAAACAUUCGAAUGCAGAUGACAGCAUCCCUUUAUGUGAAAUGUUUCCCACGUUACAAAGGCUGUUGUAGGGAUCUGGGGUGAGAAAAAGCAUUCAGUAUACGGUUGUGUCUGGGGACAGUGAUGUCCAAGAGAAGAGAUGUGCGUGCGCGGGAGGCUUCGCUGCUGCCUCACAAGCAAGGAGCUGGAGAGAAAUGCCUCCUGUGAAAACACUGCUUUGAAACACCUACAGAGACACCACAGACAGAUGAGCAGGGCAUGGCUAGGGGCCACCCUUGAGCUACGUGGCCGGGCAGGUUUUCCAGCUUGCUCCAGGGCGGUGGGCAGCCACUCAGAAAGCAGGAUUUGAGCCGGCUUGCCGCAGGACCAGCUGAGAGCUUAUUCCACACUGGCAAUGACCACUAAGGCACUCUCCAGGCUCACAUAGAAGGGACCCUGUAAGCCGAUUGCAAAGCACUCUUCCCUACUGUGAUUAGAAGGUCAAAAAGGGAAAUCUGGAGACUUAGUAUUUUUCUGCUGAAUCAGCUGUGGUGGGAUAAUACAGCCGUGGACCUGUUGUUCUGAGGCAGAAAAUGCUGCUUAGGGAUGCAAACUCUCUUGCUAAAGAGACCCUGGUCUGCUGAGUGACUCUGUUUCAGUGGUAAGGUGCAAGAACAUUUUCUUUCUGCAAAAUAGAGAGCUUGGAGGUAAAUGACUCUAAAACAAUGAGUCGUGUGCAAGUAAACGGAAGGAAUAAUUGUGGAAGUGACUGGAUUUUCACAUUCCAUCUCUUGCUCUAUUAUUAUUCACUGGGCUAAGAGAUAGGAAUGUCAUGUCCUUGGACAAAGAAGUGUCCCUCUGGCUGCACCGGCCUUUUCUGUCACGCUUCCAGCCACCUGAGAGCACUUUUUGCUGAAGCUGGGCUCCACAUUUGAAGGCCUUGAAGUCCUCCACGCCAUCCCAGUCACACCAAUGCUGUGGAGCACUCAUGGCAUCUUUUGCUGUGGUACGUUGUCCUCCCCCAUUCCAGCACUCCUUGGGGCAUCCCCAGCAAGGCCUGCCAGAGCUUAGCUGUUCCCAGGUCCCUGGCUCCAAGCACGUCCUGGCACCCCCUCCCACCCCACACACCAGUCACCCAGUCCCUCCUGACUCAUGAGGAUCAUCAGGCAUGAGGGGCCCGAGGUGGGGGUUGCUCUCCCUGCUCACCCGAGCAAAGACAGAAGACCCCAUCCCCAGGAAACUACACUGCCAAGGCUUUGGUGUCCGGCAAUUUGGAGCUACCCAACACAGUGGCAAAGGCACCCCAACAAAGGCUACUCCACACUCUUCCACCUUGACUUACUCAGAAACUAGGCACCCAGUGAGAAGACAAAUGCUCCUCCUGCACUGAGAGACAAAGACUCCGUGAAAGUUUUGCAGGGUCAAGGGAAGUCUCUUGGGUCGGUGUCGCAAGGGAAGCCACCACCUGGCACAACUCCUGUGUCCUUUUCCCAUCAAAUCUCUGUCCCACAAAAGGCCAUGACAUACAGGCCUACCUGAAGUUGUGGGGAAAAGCAGGACAUUACCUAGAUGGGAGGUAUAAAUUUCUGAGGCCAGAAAAUUCAGCCAGAGCCCAAAGGUAGCUAUCUCCAUGGGCAGACGCAUGCAGUGGAGACACAAAGCCAGCAGUAUGCUGUCGCUUUAAAGACUGAAGGUGUAUUAAUGGUAAUACACCUUGAUAACUGCUCUCAGAGUACCUAGACAGCUCCUGGAAAAGAGGAGGGAGAAGCUGACUGUCAAGGUUCACAUCUUUGCUGAAGUCGCUCAUUUGUUCAUCACUGCAAACAGUGCACAGAAAAAGGCACAAUGCGUUUGGCAUGCGGGCCACUUCCACACCCACCGUGCAUUCUGUACCCCAGAACUGCUUGUCACAGGAGUCAUAAUUCAGGUUGCAACGUGCACUCUCCAAAUGGCAAUACUACCAUAUUUCCUCAUUUAUUACCCCCCCAAAAAGAAAAAGAAACCCCAAAUCCUGUAAGAUUUGGCUCUGCAAAUGGCUGGUAUCUGCCCCUGGGAGAAAAGGCAGCCGGCAUGCUGAAACGUCUCUUCGGCUCCAUGCAAAGCUACUCUUUGCUCUGAGAGGCUGCACGCACCAGCUCAGCACCUAGCCUAAAUACUCUUUUGGUCACUGCUUUCAAGGAACGGCUGCCAAGGCAAGCAAGCUGAAGUGGGAUAUUUUCUGCCUUUUGAAGGGCUGACUCCAUGAGCUACAUUCUACUCUUUUUCUGUAACUCCGUGUGUAAUGGCACCCGUGUCCAAAACAACAGGGUGCCUAAGGGCUGCAAAACGCCAAGACUGGUUUAAAGAGAGUUGUUUCUUUGAAAGGCCUACUUACGUGACUGGCCAGGAUUGAAAGACAAGUUCGUAAGAGCCUGACGCAUGUAAGAAAAAAGAGCUUUCUGUCAUGCUUAUAAUAAAAUUGUGACUAUA